Aspergillus niger is the source of this 846-nucleotide messenger RNA. RefSeq lists its product as uncharacterized. The transcript has 3 exons. Gene Ontology annotation, molecular function: serine-type endopeptidase activity. The record is from RefSeq and is a predicted model, not a curated record. NCBI's taxonomy places the organism in Eukaryota, Fungi, Ascomycota, Eurotiomycetes, Eurotiales, Aspergillaceae. Gene Ontology annotation, biological process: proteolysis. The coding region runs from base 1 to 846 and encodes 281 amino acids.
AUGGACCAAUUUGCGCUCAUCGUCAAGAACUACCACCGCCACCUGGGGAAGUAUUCACCCACUGUGAAAGUGGCUAUUAUUGAUGACGGAAUCGACCCUCUCCAAGCAAAUCUGCAGGAGAACAUCGAUGGUGGAGCUUCCUUUCACCACCGGCCUGGUCGUCCUGAUCGCCCCAUUUACUACUGGUCCGCACCUGGUGGUCAUGGUACGGAAAUGGCCAAGCUGAUUUGUCGUAUCUGUCCCAAGGCGUGCUUAUGCAUUAUCCACCUCGGCGAGGGACUUGGGGAAGAAGAAGCGCGACAGAUCAAACCAGAAACAGCGAUUGAGGCGAUCAAAUGGGCUACCACUGCCGGUGUGCACAUCAUCUCUAUGAGCUGGAGCAUAAUACAAAGCAAGAUGUCCGGGGACCCAUAUAGUGCGGCCACCAUCGAUGAUGAAAAAUGGUCCAAGACUGGUGCACAGAAACUGGACUUUUAUCCACCUGGUGAAAACCUACCGUUACGGGAUCAGCUGCACCCUCAUCAGUUUCCACUGCAGUCACUGUCCGGUAGUUUAUUAGCGACAGCUGUUGCAGCUAGGCUAGCCGCAUUACUGCAGUACUGCAUGGGAACUGCAGCGAGAAAGCCCGAGAACAAGCCGGAUCCCGAGAUCCCCGAAAUCCACAAAUACUUGGCGACACGCAAUUACUUGACACGCUUAAGAGAGUUGAGGAUCGGUAUGCUUGGGUUGCCUCUAAGCUUCAGAGAAGUCAUCGAUGAUGUGGAUACUCGCCCUAAUGAAUCUGCAGCUACUUAUGAACGAGAGGCCACCCCUGCAUUGCUUCUGUCUUGCCCGGUCCGAUGGUGA